Molecule: messenger RNA, 2551 nt
Organism: Nematostella vectensis (starlet sea anemone)
Lineage: Eukaryota; Metazoa; Cnidaria; Anthozoa; Actiniaria; Edwardsiidae
Product: mitochondrial uncoupling protein 2
Exons: 3
Coding region: 668-1609 (313 amino acids)
Biological process (GO): mitochondrial transmembrane transport; mitochondrial transport; adaptive thermogenesis
Cellular component (GO): mitochondrial membrane
Molecular function (GO): oxidative phosphorylation uncoupler activity
Source: RefSeq, a predicted model, not a curated record
GCAAAAGUGUCAGUAUAAGACUAAGCUUGGGCGAUUUUAUUCUAUUUCUAAGCAUACAUUCACAAAUAACGUUUGCUUGCCGACAAAUGGCGACAUAUCCGACCGACAUAACAAGGGCCUAGGUCAAAGUCCAAACAAAUGGAACAAGAUGACGUACGCGAACACACACCCCCAGAACGCCCCCGUCAUGAGCCAAUCACAUGAUGAGCUUGAAAUGUAAGAUAUUUCGCAACUUUAACCCUGCAAACGUCGCUUUUCUAGCAAGAUUGAAUAAGGAAUAGACAAGUGAGUCUUAGCUUUGAAGUCUUUGGUCGAAGUUUUUUACUUUUUUACUCAAAUUUCUCUAAAUUCUGGAUUACAACUGGCCAAACAGCGGCCCAAACAGCCUACCUACGUGACAUGCUAAUAAGAAACCAGUCAACUGCUCGACGAAAACCGCGCUCUGAUUGGUUUAGCAGGUGUCACUCAGGUGGCCUACGUGGAAUGUUGUUUAGGUACUUUCUCCGUAUCUGUAUCAGACCUAAAACAUGCGAAAUAGUCUCGCGAAUAGGGGUACAUUUUGAUAUUUGAAAUCUAAAAGAUAUUGGGGAAGCCAUUCGAGUGCCUUUUGGCAACCAUUCGAGCGUAAUUUGGGUUCUAUUAUUAUAAAACGCGCAAGGAAGUCACAAUGGUCCUAGGAGCUUCAAGACCAGGCGAGGAUCCAAGCAUAUUGGUCAAGUUCUGCAGCGCUGGAAUCGCUGCUUCUAUAGCCGAGGCUGCUACGAUUCCUAUUGAUACGGCAAAAGUUCGCCUACAGAUUCAAGGUGAAUCUGCUGUGAUGGCAUCGAUUGCACAGGGAGUUCGGACAACACAUGACGCCCACUACCGAGGUAUGCUGGGAACAAUGGUCACUCUAUUCAAAACAGAAGGCAUGAAGACUAUGUAUAAAGGCCUUAUCCCUGGUAUCCAUCGCCAGCUCUGCUUUGCAAGCAUAAGAAUUGGACUUUAUGACCAGGUUAAAGCAAUGUACGGAGACACAGAUGUGCAAAAUCCUAAGAUUCUUAAGAAGAUAGCAGCAAGUAUUACAACAGGGAUCAUGGCUGUGAGUGUUGCCCAACCAACAGAAGUUGUGAAGAUCAGGUUUCAGGCAGAUGCCGGCCGCUACACCUCUGGAACUAUGGGGACCUAUGCUGAAAUUGCCAGGAAUGAAGGCAUGAAAGGCUUAUGGAAAGGCGUCUUCCCCAAUAUGGCCCGUCUUUGCACAGUGAAUGUAACAGAACUUGUGGUUUAUGACUCAAUCAAAGGGCUGUUCCUUCGGAAACAGUGGAUGGCAGAUGAGUUUCCACUUCAUUUUGUGUCUGCAUUUGGGGCAGGGUUCGUUACCACUUGCGUAGCAUCACCUGUAGAUGUAGUGAAGACAAGAUACAUGAAUUCCCCAGCCAACACCUACAAGAGCGGCAUUGAUUGUGCUGUACAGCUGUUUAAACACAAUGGGAUCUUUGCCUAUUAUAAGGGGUUCAUGCCUAACUUUGUGCGGCUUGGCUCUUGGAAUAUUGUCAUGUUCGUGUCAUAUGAGCAGCUCAAACGCCUCUUCUGCAGUUUCAAGGAGAUCUCACAACAACCAGCGUAAAAACCUUCUUCUUUAUAAUGGCAAAAGGGGCUAUACGAAGCUAUAGUUGCCUACUUAAUUAAUACAACACCUUAUUCACACAGUUUUCCUAACAUGAAAACUAAGUACAAUUUUAUCAACAUUAGGCAAUUGCCAGUUAUUAGAGAAUGUGGAACUCGCAUCAUAGGUAGGUUUUUGGGGGGACUCUUGAUAUUCCCUGGAACUCUUAUGGAACUUUCCUGGAAGCUCUGUAUAUCUUGCCAGUGCUGCUUUAUGGAUAUAAGCAAUAUCAAGCAUUUUAUGCAAAGGGUGGGGUUUGGGGAUGGGUUGGCUGAGAGGUUUCAAUAGGUUAGUGAGGCAUAAACUAUUGUUAGAGGGUUCUUUAAAAAGAACCUUUGAAAAGGUUAGAAUCUAGAUCCCAUGGAUCUGUUGAUACUAAAGUUUAGGCUUGUUAUAACUGUAUUUAGAUAAUAAACAGUACAGCACAGUACACAGAGAAAGAUACAGACAUGCAAUGUGGUAUAUAUAUUUGAUGUCAUGAUCUGAUCAUGUCAAUACAAUAUAAUGAUCAAUAUUUCUAUUAAGUAGGUCAUAAUUACAUAAGUUAGAACACAUUGCGAGAUGUUGGCACCAAGUGGUGGGGACCCAAUUUCAUAGAAUAAAAUAUUUAGUAUCGUGUUGCCGUUGUCGUUGCCUAAAUUCCCUACUUUGUGGGCGCGAUACAGAGACAAUAAGAGAACUGGGUAGCAAGCUCUGCCUCUAAGGGUUGGUUGGUGGAUGAAGGACGAGUAGCUCGUAAAAAAAUUCUCCGGGAUGACUCGAGUUUUUAUAUAUGUACAGAAAUGGUUCAGUAUUUUACUUAUAAUUGUAGGUAAUAUAACAGACUAGUUGCUAAUGCCACUGGUGAAUGAAUAUAUUUUAAUCUCUUAUGUGGUAUGAUAAUAAACCUAAAGAGUGAGUAAA